This is a messenger RNA of Naegleria gruberi, 1173 nucleotides long. RefSeq lists its product as uncharacterized. Gene Ontology annotation, molecular function: serine-type endopeptidase inhibitor activity. Lineage: Eukaryota; Heterolobosea; Eutetramitea; Acrasida; Naegleriidae. The coding region runs from base 8 to 1138 and encodes 376 amino acids. The record is from RefSeq and is a predicted model, not a curated record. The transcript has 2 exons.
AAUUGUCAUGUCCAGAUUAUUGCUUGGUGUGUUGCUUGUUGCCAUCAUCUUGACUUGUGUUGCUUGUCAAGAGCAUGUUGAAAAAGAGGGAUGGGAUGGUGUUGGCUUUUUCCUAGGUGAGAAAUCUGCAUCUCAACUCCAAAUGACAAAAAGAAGAAGUGAAAUUCUUUCAAUUUUGAACAAACCACCACAACCUUCCAACAAGAUUACAUCCACUAAUCAAUCCAUUAGAGAUGUCAUUGCUAAUGCUCAACUUCCAACAUCAUCUACUAUUAAAUUCCCAAAUAAUAGAUUCCCUUCAUGCACAAAACAACAUUGUAAAAAAUUCUGUCGUCAUGGUUUCCAAACUGAUGCUCGUGGUUGUCCAAUGUGUGCAUGUAAACAACCUUGUCCAACUUAUAGAGCUUGUAAAAGAAAAUGUGAGUUUGGCUAUGUUCUCGAUGCAAAUGGUUGUAAUAGUAAAUGCCAAUGCAAAGAAGCUCCAGCUCUUGUCAAACCUAAACCAAUAUGCCCACAAUAUUUGUGCAGACGUCAUUGUCAAUUUGGAUUCAAAAUUAAUGAAAAGGGUUGCAGAACUUGUUCCUGUAAUGAAAAACCAAUCAAACCUAAACCAUUAAGUAUUUGUCCACUUUAUAGAUGUAGACGUCAUUGUCAAUUUGGAUUCAAAAUUAAUGAAAAGGGUUGCAGAACUUGUUCCUGUAAUGAAAAACCAAUCAAACCAUCAAGUAUUUGCCCACUUUAUGGAUGUAGACGUUACUGUCCAUAUGGAUUCAAGAUUAAUGAAAAGGGAUGUACUACUUGUUCCUGUAAUGAAACGCCAAAUACCACAAAGCCAUUCCCAAUCAAACCAAUAUGCCCACAAUAUUUGUGUAGACGUCAUUGUCAAUUUGGAUUCAAGAUUAAUGAAAAGGGUUGCAGAACUUGUUCCUGUAAUGAAAAGCCAAAUACCACAAAGCCUUUCCCAAUCAAACCAAACCCAAUCAAGCCAGAUUUUAUUAGAAGAUUCAUCCAAAAUCAAACCAAGCCACUCAAGUUAAACAAUGGCCAAAAAAUUGAGACAUUGUUUACCAAACCAGCUGUGUUGAGAGCUGAAUCUGCUCCAGUCAGAACUUUUCCAAGAAGAGGUGGUAGAAGAUAAAUUGUUGAUACAAUAAAAUAUCUUUUGACAUUGUU